AUGAAAAGCCAAGAGGACAGCAAAGUUAAGUUAGAUCAACUCAAGAAGCAUGGACCACUUCCUUUUCCUGAGAUCUUAUUGUACUGGGUUUUGUGGAUCUCAAUGUGUUCAUACUCUAUGUAUAACAUCUUUAGAGCCUCACGAGGUAUGGCAUCGCAAACUACUGUGUACAUGUAUGUGUUAUUAAUUUUUAUUGUCCCAAGGAUAAAAUGGCACCUGUCUCAACGUUUUAAUAUUACUCUAAACCAUUUGGAAACAGGCAUCACUUUCUCUAUUAAAACAAUAGACUUCCAUUAAUUUAAGGAUAUUUAGUAAGCACCCCCUCCAAUUAAUUGACCUAAUGUACCUCAUUUCUGCUCUCCGACUUAUGCUUUCCUUUAAAUUUGUCAAGAAAAGACAAUUAAUAAUAUUAAUAUCAUUCUCAAAUUAUUAAUGUUUCGUUUUGAGGAGCACUUCAAUCAAGAUUUAGUAACAUUAGAUCCCAUUAUGUCCGCGCUCAAAUACUGACAGUCAACUCUCAUGAAAACAAACACCAUGUACUGGGGUACUUAGCACUUAAGCUGUCCAGCUUUAGCUAAAACUUUGGGCCCCAAAGCAUUAAAAAUAUGUCACACCUUGAGAAAUAUUUCUCCACCUGUUACCUAGAUGUAUAACCACGAGGUUUGCAGUUCCUAUACGCUAAUCCGUUAGGUGUUUAGGAGACAAUAAAACAAUUUUACAACUCAAGAAGUUCGCAGAAGUGCUUCUCAGUGGUUUAUCCUUUUAAAAAAUAUAUUUUAAGAAUAUUCUGAAGUAACUGAGGGACAGCAAGAUGACAGGCUGUUUUAGGGGAGUGAUUAUAUAAUGUGUUUAUUUAGAAAAAGGUUCAUGAAUAUUUAUGAAUUGAGUGUACUUCGAUCCUGGUGCUUGGAUUGCACCACCUCUACCUGUAACCCCCCCUCCCCUCCCCCCUUUUCCUUCUUACCUGGUUCAUGAUGUGCUACCAUGACCCCCAAACCCUUAGCCAAUACCAGACCUAAUUCGAGUAAAGUUAGCUAGACUGAACGCCCCUAACCCAUUCCAAUUCUAGAGUCGCUAUUCUCCAAAACUACUGAGGGUCAAUUCCCUGUUUCCCUUUAAAAUCUUUAACCAGUUGAUCAUUUUCGUGGAAAAUAAAAACCUAUUCAAGACCCAAACUUUCUGAUUUGUAUGCCCGAUCCCAGACUUACCUGUUUGAAAACCACACCCUUGACAGCGUUACAUACCUACCGGUAUGUUUGUAUAUACUUUAUAUAUAGCUUUCAUACAUGUAUGGCAUUUUUUACACCCCCACGGGCUCCAAGGGUUCUUCUCAACACUCUCGUCAGAGACAAAGUAUUGUGCUUGUUUCACAAAAAUUGCUAUUAGAGUGACCAUCCUCUCGCUGUUCACAAGAGGGCAAGAACAAAAAAAGUUCUAUUCGUUAUGUCCUUGUAGGGUGUUGUUCUUUCACUUUAAUUAUUGCGUGUCAAUUUUCAUAGAACACAAAGAUGAAAUCUACGAAGAGGAUUUAAAAGAAGCAUGGACGUUUCUGGGGAGAAAAAAGGUCCACAUAGUUUUUAUUGUUGUUCUUGUUGUUGUUUUAUUCAAAUGGAGUGUACCGGUAUGUCACUUAUAUUAUAACACUAUAACAUUGGUACGGACUAAUCCACUGAAGUUUCACGCGUGAGAGGCGAGCGAAGCAAAAUUUUCACGCAACUCGCCCGAGCUCGUCCAUGUGAUGGGGAACUAUAAACACGCAAGUAGACACGUCAGGAAAUACCCUCGAUGUUUGAGGCUUCUUUGGAAAUGGCAAUCAGUUUAACUUAUGAGGACCAUCGCAUCUUUGCGUUCAUCACCUUAUGACAUGACCUUUACAGGCGCUGCGACUGGAAGUAAUAGGCGGCGUUCGGCAAUUGCGAGUUUCAGCAAUUGCAGCCUGCGUGGUAGGCGCAAAGAGGAGGGGGGAGAGGGAGAGGGAGAGAGAGAGGGAGAAAAACGCGAAAUGGAAAAUCCCCCUCCCUUUUCUUCCUGCUGCUGAUCCCCUACCCCUUUCAAAUUUUAAUGCCUGCUACGUAGGCUAGAGAAAUUAGUGCACGGUUCUCGACUUACCUCUCGUACUGAACAGCAAUAAAAUACAAUGAAAUAAUUGAUUUGCAACAAGGUUCCAUUCGUGAAAUUUAUGUUUGAUGCACUUGAAAGCAGUUUCAUUGUCAGUUUUUUUUUUAACAAUUCUAGUUAGUCCGUGGAAUACGGGCGCUAUUUUUUUGCGUUUUUCAGGCGAAUAGGACGUGGAGUGCGAGACACGCGCGAAGCGGGAAGAAAAAUUGAAAGAACGCCUGUUCUAUGCAGGCUAAAAUCUAGUGAGAUAGAUGUUCUUCACUUUCAGAAGCACUAAAUAACUUUUUUUAAAAAAAUGUAGGAUGUAUCAGAUUUUGAAUGGGAAUUUUGGACAAGAACGGUAGCAGCCAUAAUACCUGCCAUGUUGGUUCACAUGAUUGGAGGACUCUUUUUUUCUCGUUUCUUUCCUGAGGUGAGAUCUAUGGUGAUCGACUUGAUUUAGUUUUUCCGUAUUUAAAAAAAAAAUACUUUAGCUAAAUUUGAAAAAUGUGUGACUCAGACUGUACAUAAAUUAGGUUCAUAUUCGUCAUCCUGUUCUAUAUUUGAGCACGAAAAGGUCGCGAGCUUUUCACAUGACGUCACGGCGGCCAUAUUGGUGUCCCAAAACAAUGAAACGGCGGCCAUGUUGGUGUCCCAAACCAGUCCUCUGGGAGUUGAACUCUUUUCUUAUGCAAACGCGUUCUUUUGUUCCAAUAAAUUUGCAUAUAUGCUGGCCGCGUGAAUGAAAACACUCUAUAGCGAUCUUUUUUGCUGAUUAAGACUUGGUUUAGUACCGGGCUCGAGGUAUGUUUGUAGCCCUCGUGUCCCCUCCCCACCCCCCUUCAUUGUCCCCUUCCUCCCCGACCCCUAUUCCGCGCUUGCAACGCAGCCCGCUCAUCCCCAGGUAGACGUUCAGAAAAGUCCUUCGUCCGAUUUAACAUGCGCAACUUAGUCGCUCGCUUGGCUCCUUCGCGGCCUAAAAAGCCCGCUCCGCUCGCUAAGAAACUCGUGAGGUCGACUUGUAACAAGUCUAAUCCCCAGGACUUUUCGCGCGCCAGCUCGAGGUAUCCAGAUGGGCGAUUUUCGUCACGUGCAAAAAUUUUGUAGCGCUUGAACCAAGGACGUGUUUUUUGGAAAACUUUGCAUUUACUUGCAAAGUGACAUAUUGCCAAUUUUGUAUUUCCGACGAUAUAAGGCCCUCACUCAGUUUCUAUAGCAGGGUCACAUUGACGUACACGUGUCAUUUCGAAGGCGAACUGACAUAUAAGACGUAGGCGAAUCGACUCUAGUCGUGGGCGAACAGACCGUAGGCGAAACGACCGGAUACCAUUUCGAUUCCCCAUCACAAGCUAUAGAAUCGGGUUCAGUUUUUUUUUGGUAAGGCUUGCGAAGGGUGAAAGCUCUCGCCCUUACCUCCAGGCAACAGAAUGAACUUUUUUAUAAGGAACCUAACGACUGCGGGUUAAUUAAUCCAUUUUCAUUUCUUCAUUACCUUAGUUCAAAGCCGUCUAUUGCCUGAUGUUUACAUUGUCUUUUUUGCUGUAUGCUACUGGAUGGAAAGCGGUCGUCUUUAUGAUCGCUUACUGUCUGAUUGUCUAUGGAGUUUGUGCUGUCUUCAAAUCUGUUAUCGUGCUGUGGACGUGCUGCGUGGUUCUUUCGCUUUCUCUCCAGAUCAACGUCACAAGAAUCGGGCAGGUAUGAUUAUGAUAUUGCGAUUCUUCGUAAGUUUAAAACAACCUGAGUCUGUUAGAGAUUAUUGUAUUAAAGCAAGGGCGUUCCUUGGAUUUUCCCGAGGUAGGCGCGCAGUUUUUCAAAUCAUCUCUACCCGGUCUCCCGGCAGAUUGGCCAUGCGGGCAACUUAAAGAUACAGUCAAAGUCCUCUUUACGGACCAGUGGCGGAUCCAGGAGAGGGGCCAGGGGGACCCGGAGGGCCCGGCCCCCCCUUAUCUCAGGGUCUGGGUGACCGCCCCCCCUUAUCUGAAGGUCUGGAUCUGCCGCUGCGGACACCCGCUUAAUACGGACGCCUCAUUAUUACGGACAGUUGCAAGGUCCCUUAGUGUCCGUAUUAACGGAGUUUCUCUGUAUUUCCAUUUUAAUGAUAAAGUAAUUGGACCUUAGACUUCAGGCAGCAGUUUGGUCUUGCGCGUGUGGCAACUCGUCGGGUAAAUUACUCGUUUUGCUUUGAAAAAGUAUCUGGUAGAAGCAAACGCGGAGUUACGUGGCUCCGGCAAUUCCACCAUUUUCAGCUAUUUACCUACUGCUCACUCCUUUGCUUUGUUUUUCUAUUUUUUUGUUUGUUUUCAUUUAUCUUCGCCCUUUUUUCAACGCACUUGCUUCAGGAGCGCUCUACCGGGAGAGCUUGCUCGCAGGCUAAUUUUUUUUGUAAAAUCCAACUAGUGGUCUUUUAACAAUGCUCCAUUCUGAUUGGUUGAGCUACUACUAGGCUAUAUGUUAUAGCCCACUAGUAGCGAAAAGCGCCGGAUUUUUGGCGGCAAAAAAGGAUUAAAGUCUAGCUUUAACUAGCCAAAGUUGUGUUGUCUCGAUAUUUUUGACCAACUAGUUGGAUUUUGCUGAAACAAUUAUUCCUCUCGACGUGGCCUCUAAGUCGAUAGCCCAUUUGGCCUUCAGCCUCUUGGGCUAUUAACUCAGAGCCCAUUUGGGCUCAAGGAAUAAUUGUUAAAUAGUGCCAAGGAGGCGUACUUUUCUUUUCUUCCCUUGUGCACGCUCCUCCUCGAAAUUCCUCCCUUCGCCCAACCAUCGGAGGUAUUCAAAGAGGAUAGCGACGGCAAAUUGUUGUUGCUUGAAAUAUUUAAAAGUCUUACGUGCUUUCGGAACUUUACGGUAAUAAUUGUCACGUCAAUCAUUAUUUCUUAGAUCGAUGUUCUCAGCACCGAUCCUCAAAUAAAGAAUCUCAUCUUGUUUGCGUCCAUGAUGUCCGUUUUACGAUGUAUAAGUUUUGGAGUUGACUACUGCUGGCGGUCACGUGAAACAUACAAAGACAAACCACUGAAGCCUUACUCUUUAAUGGAUCUUCUAGUCUACAACUUUUACUUCCCAGUGUUUGCCAAUGGACCAGUUAUCACUUUUGAUAAUUUUCAAAAAACGGUUAGUGCAGCUAAUUGUAGGCUAUAAACACUGAGGUAUAUCUCGUUGAAGUACAAAUAAAAAAUGACAUCACUCUCAACGCAAGAAGUUUUUGAAAUUCGAAUAGAGUUGUAUAAAUGGGAUCGUGUGUUCUUAAAGCUGAAGUGAAGAUAUUUCGGACGAUGUUGUUAUAUUAAAUUGCAUGUCUUCAAAAUGGCCAUAAAUGGUGUGAAGCUUGUUUAUAUUUUCAAAAAAAGUAUCGUGGAGAAAUUUGUGGGUCUAGUGUAAACACGCAUGAAGGUUAUUGCAGUUUUUGUGUGGUUCCAACCAAUGGUGGCGCUACUCUAUUGCGGGCACACGAUAACUGGAACCACCUUUUUUAUAACUGAGCUUGGUUCACAAGGAAUCACUGGUGUGAACCUGGUAGGUUCACCAUAAGAUGUAGUUCUUUCAUUUUACGAGCUUUUGUGAACCAGCAAUUAUGAGAAACGAUUUUCCUUUCGUCUUCGAUAUUUGCAUUAGGAAAUGUAUAUACAUGUAUUUUGGAAAUACUUUUAUUUUACUUUGGCAAGGAUAAUAAAAUAGUGUUCGUAAGUAAAAUUAAAAGAUCCGUCUCGAAUCCGCAAAAAUGAAAAGUCCUGCCUACGCCCCUUUUUUUGAGACAGAUGGUGUUGUGCGAAUCAGACUGGAAAACCAAAAUUCGUGUUGACGCCAGUUUCACUUUGUGCUAGUUUCACCACCCUUUUUAGUGACACUGUACUGAUUAAUAUUCAGCUUUAAGCGUGUGUUGUGAAUAUUCUUUUACAUGCUAAUUUUUUUUGCCUAUUUGCCUUUUUUCCCCUUAUUGCAAUCCCCACUUUGAAAAUGCUUUUAACUGAUGUUCUCUCAAAAUUAAAAGGUGGUGACAGGUUGCUGUCGGGCAAAAAUUUUGACUAGUUUCCAUAAAUCUAGGGUAAAACGGGCGACAACAAACGUGCAACUAGUUUCGCAACAUAACUGAAAAAGCGUUGUUGCGCGUUUUACCAACAGCGUUUAAACCUGUCUUGCAACAAAUCAGGUCGUUGCAAGCUGCGUGAAUACGAGCCUCGGAGAACUGGUUUAAACUACACGCGAGUUACACCAUACGCGCGAGUUACUACAGUUGCUCCAAACAAGUUCGCCGUGGCAAGUUCGGUAAAACACGCAACAUGUACAGAUUUUGUUGCAAAAAGUAGAAGAACCCUCUUUUUUCUGCAAUAACUUUAGGCGUCCUGCAACAACUUGAUAUGUUGCAGGACAGGUUCAGCAGUGUUGUUGCAAAACACGUUGCAAGUUUUUGUUGUCCGUUUUGCCGUGGCUUUGACAAGACGAAUCGAUUUUAUUCUCCAUCCAGUAAUUGGGAGUUGUAGCCACGACCAUGCCGGCGAUGGCAAGGAAAAUUUCACUAUAGUUAAAAUAAUUUUCUUGGGGUUGAAUUGCUAGGAACCGUACCCAUUUUAUCGUUUUUUGGUUGGUCGUCCUGCAUAGGUCGUCGAUGAGGAAAUUUCAUGUCGUUUCCAGUGCAGUGACGGAAUGUACCAAAAGGUGUGAUGCACGUGCAGCGUUGUGGUUUUUCUUCGGUUAACGCUGUUGUUGCCUUCGCGUCGUCGUUGCCAAAAUUCCCCUCAAUAAAGCGCUUACUUCAUUUCGAGAACUCAGUGGUGUUAUUUAUUUAAUCACGUAUUAAUUUACUGCUUUUUGACUUUUUUCAGUUUUAUCAACCUUACAAGUCUUUUACCCGCGACGAAAUCAAGUCACUUCUCCAAGAUACGGUGCGAACAAUAUGGUGGUACAUAUUCCUGGAAAUCUACCUUCAUUUCUUUUACUCUACAGCCAUCACAUUAGAUCCAAGAAUAUUCAGCUCUCUUUCCAAUUGGGCUAUCGCAGGAAUCAUGUACUCUCAGCUAAAUAUUUUCCUUGUGAAGUACAAAGUAUUUUACAUGGGCGCUGGAGUGUUCGCGCGGAUCGAUGGAGUCAGUGCUCCCUUGCCUCCGAGAUGUGUAACAACGUUAUAUCUCUUCUCCGAUAUGUGGAAGUAAGAAAUAUUUCUUUUGUUGUGACUAGUAUAAUAAAUUCAGUGGAACUUGCAUUAAGUGGAGCCCGCACUAUAACAAUUUUUGUUAAUUGGACAUAUGAGCAUGUAUUCGUUGGAAAUGAGCGUCAUUUAGUCCCUAUUUAAUUGGUACCGCUUAUAUAAUUUCGACCAUAGAGUCCUGAUUUCGAACCCUUCAGUGUCAGAUCCAGACCUUCAGAUAAGGGGUGUGUUGGGGGGGACAUGGGGCAAGGAGGCCCCUGAGAUAAGAAGGGGGGACAGUCUUAAAAGAAAUUUUUCUCAUCCCUUCGGGCCUCAGUUUGGUUCAAAAAAUAAGGAGGCCCUGGGUCCCCCAUCCCCUCCCCUGGAUCCUCCACUGCCCUUGGUUCUUCGUAAUCUCCGCUGAAAAAUCCAAACCAAACCUAAUUUCUUCUCACCAGUCGGCAAACACUGUAAUUUUAACCCCGAUUUCUCAAACCUUCCGAACACUCGAAACACUUUGCCUUUCCCAAGGCUGUUUUUGUUUCGAUUCUGCUGUAAUUCUAAAUAGGGAGCUUACGACGGCGAAGAGAACGUCACUUAAAAAGUGCACUUGCGCUCUUCAAACGUCAUUGCUCUUAUCACCGUAAUUUUUAACGAGUUAUUAUAACUCCAAAAAUGGAGUAAAGAUUUUAGGUACAGGAUAACCCCUUUUUGGGGGUUACUUUAUAUUAACUCCUAAUUUAACUCUGAAUUUGGGGUCAUUUUUACUCCUGAAAAAGAAUUCCUUUUACUCCCAGUCUGGAGUUGAAAUAACUCCGAAAUGGGGUUAUUUUUACUCCUUACAUGGGUUGUUUUUACUCUUUUUGGAGUUAAUUUAACUCUGAAAGUGGAGUAAAAAUUUUAGGUGCAGGAUAACUCCUUUUUUGGGGUUAUUUUAACUCCUCAAUAUCUGGGGUCACUUUUACUCCUGAAAAAGAGUGCUUUAAACUCCUUUUUGGAGUUAAAAUAACUCCCCAAAAAAUGACUCCACUGUAAGGAGUUAAAUUAGCCCCACUAGAGGAGUUAUUAUAACUCCUUGAAAAUUAUUGUGAUUCCGUCACAUUUAGUUUCAAAAAUAAUGAAGAAGGGAUGCCGGGAACGACUCCUGGACUUCCCUCGAUGCAAUGCAUCUCUCCAUCAAAUUUGUCCCAGGAUGGCUGGAACGAGUGCCCUGCAGUUGGGCUCUCUUAAGAUGGCUUGAAAGGAAAAAUACUACGCAGAAUCUCAUGCAGGUUGGCGGAAGUUGAACAGUUGAAAAUUCAUUUGAAAACCAGUUCUUUUAAAUGCAGCUUGCUUCUGGAUAUCCCAUUAAAUCUUUCCAUAGGAAAUGGAAGAUCUUAUUAGCAGUUCUAAUUGCGCUCGCCGCUUGGUAUAUUUGAUUCAUUUAGUAUAAUUAUAACUGAGGUUAUAGAUAUAUUCGCGCGCUGUUAUUAGUCCAAGACUGCAUUAAAAAAAAAAAAACUUUUUUGUUUCAUAAACAAGGCCAAAUUACAUCACAACUUGGAAGUAAAAGAAAAUAAAUUAAAGACGUUUCGUACUCCUCGUAGAAUGUUAUAUACCCCAAAACAGAGGAAAAUAAGCCCACAACGAGGUUAGUUGACCGCAAAAUGAACCCAUCUCUCGAAAUUCUACUCCAGAAAACAACUUUUUUACCACAGUUUUUCGUUUACCUUUGAAAAUAUUAGAAGUCACCCGCUGUAACUAUUUACGAAAUUAACUUUUUUAAACCUGCAGCAAAGCCACCAGCUCUCUGGCCAUAUUAAAAAGCGCAUAUUCAUGCAGUCGAGGAGAAAUUGUAAUUAUUUCGAAAUAUGUGCUAGCUGUUAACAAAUAUACUCCUGACAGUUGAAUACCAAAAGCGACCGUAAUAGUUUGUUAGAUGGCAGGAAGUGCAAACACUGGUUUGCUCCAAAGAACACAAAAGAUAUUUAGAAACUCAUUUUGACGUGCUGUAAAUUGUCGCUCUUUAAAUUGGCCUUUAGAAUGCGCUUGUUCAUAUGUAAGACAUCUGUUCUAUAUACAGUAUCAAGGGAAGGAGGUAACGCUAAAAUAGCUGGAAAGAUCUUUCUCAAACUUGGUAGUUUUCGUUUGCUGUGCUUUUACUUGAUUCCUCUUCGUCAGAUUUUUUUAAACAAGCUGAUCUGCAAGUUCAUUCUACUUCUGAACGCAACGUCUGCACAUCAAACGUCUCUUUUCCGAUCUUUCAUUUCAAAUGAUUCAAGAUCAAGCUGUUGCGUCAGCAGAUUAGAGUCCGUCAGUGAUUCUUUUGAAAAAUUCUUUAUCUCGGCACUUCAUUCAUGGCAGCAGCUGAAGGAUUGCACACGACGUUCGUUAUUAAUUGCGCCUUCAACGCUUUUUCGUCUUAUACUGCCGUAGCAUUUAACAUCAUAGCAAUUCAAGCGAUGAGAAAAACGCCCUUGCCAACUCCUCUAAAAACAUUGCUUAUGAAUCUAGCUUUUUCUGAUCUUGGCGUCGGCUUGCUGGCCCAACCUAUGUACGUUGCAAGUCUUUUCCUCAAGGCGAUGAAACUGAACACUGAUAACUAUUUAUUCAACAUCGUCUCUGUAGUCGUAGUGAAUAUUCUUUCCUUCGCUUCGUUCUUUUUUGUGACUGCCGUAAGUGCAGACAGAUUCUUGGCUAUUCAUCUCCAUCUUAGAUACCAGGAACUUGUAACUCUCAAACGAGUUGUUUCAGCAGUUAUAUCAAUUUGGGUUUUGAGUGCAAUUUUUUCGCUUCUAUUUUCCUAUAUCCCUGAAAUGGCAUUUUUAGUAAAAGUUUCAAUAACAGCGUGUUUUAUUUCGACGACGUUUUUCUAUGUUAAGAUUUAUGUGGCUGUUCGACGACACACAAGUCAAAUUCAAGCCUUGCAAGUUUACGAAUUAUCACAGAAUGGCGAAACGGCGUCCGCUUUGAGGCUGAGAAAAUCUGCUGUUAGUACAUUCUACGUGUAUGUCGUGUUUGCGGCUUGUUAUUUGCCGAAAACUUGCAUCUUGUUGGCUGGUUUCAGGGCUUUACAAAGUACAUGGAUUAAACAUUUGAAUGUUUACACCUUUACUCUGCUUCUUGUGAAUUCAUCUCUAAAUCCUGUGAUUUAUUGCUGGAAGAUGAGACACAUUCGACACACUGUCUUUGCAUUACUGAGAAAUAUAUAUUCCAAGGUUUGCAAUAACAGCAACAACAAUAUCAAUGUGGUUGGAGCACUAGAGCAACUCCCAGGAACCCUUACUAGCCUGUGAGCUACGGUGGCGUAGUGUGAUAGCACUUGCUUUCCAGGUGAAUUUGACCCGGGUUGGGUUUAUUGUUGGCUGUCGCCCUUUGCUCUGUGAGCAGUUUUCCCGCAAGGGCAUACUGGGGUAAACUUGAUAUGUUCCUAAACAGAUCAUGGUCACACACCACAGCCACAUCAUCUCCAACCAUGGUGAAAGAUAGCGGGCAAUGAGAAACCAUGACGGGUUCCUUGGUCAACUUGUUGCCAAGGCCCACUGUAUAUUUGAAAAGGCGAUACGUCUACCAUCGUCGUCAGACUUUUUACUCGUUAAAACACAGAGGAAGAAAAACGCGAGCUGUCAAAAGAAUGGGUGACAUUUAGCCGUAGAAGAGAGAGUUUGCGCGUGUAACUUCGCCGGUAACAUGUAACGGGAAAACCUUGCACCGCUAAUAUCGUGCACGGAAUAGAUUAUAUGCCGCGUUAGUUCUGUUUGAAGACGUACAUCGGGAUAGGUUGUAAUAAUAAGUAGGCUGAACGCACGCAUAUCAAUGUAAAGAUUUAUUUGUUAAUUAGUAUACAAGAAGCGUGCUUUCGUAAACCGAAUAAAGAUGAAUGAGGGGAACAUUGGGGAGGGGGGGUACCCAACACCGCAAUACCGUAAGAAAAACUAGCAAAUACCGAAAUACCGCGUCAAAAAUCGAUCAAAUACCGAUACGGCAUUUAUGAUCAUUCACGUUUACUUAAAACUAUAUCCAUCUCACGUGUUUGUUUACCUCAAGUAUGUAUGCACCAGAAAUCAACCUCAGACAUUGCGACAAAAGGUGAGAAGACCUUGAUCGGUAGAACGAUCGAAAAGCCCGGUCAUUGCAUGCCCUUCCAGUUUGGUCAUAGAUUGUGUAAUCAUUUACCACUAGUAAUAGUUGACGCUGCAGCUGCCCUCGCUCCGUAUAUUCUCGGUCAAUAGUAUUCUUGCUCGUUGUGUAGCUCUUUGAAAUAUACCGAUUCAUAAUGAAGAUGUUCACCACCGUGGCCCAUAUAGGACAUCAACAAUAUUUCUUUUUUCGAUUGAAAUUUUCAUCUUAAUGUUUGUCACAAAAUGUGAGUUGUUAAGUCUUUUCAAAUAAACAACGGAUUUUUUUCUGCAAUAAUCCGAGUUGUUAAUUUUUCAAUUACACAACUCGGAUUUUUACCGCAAAAACCCGAGUUGUGCAAUCUCUAAAGUACACAACUCGGAUUUCUAACGCAAAAAUCCGAAUUGCUAAUUUCUCAAUAAAACAACUCAGAUUUUUACCGCAAUAAUCAGAGUUGUUUAAAGGUCAAAUGAACCAAAAAAUUGACAUUUUUUCUUUUGUCACUUUACCUUCUUGAAACACUAAAAAGAACCAUCCUAAGUGAGAUUUGGGUAAAGAUUUUUCUUCCCAAGCCUUUAUAGAAAGAUAAAAGUUCAAAAUCCGAGCAUUUCCGAAAACUUCACGAAAACGUUUCUGAAAUGGCCGAGUGAUAGACUGGAGACUAUACGUGACCUCAAUGUUGGUCUUUCAGGGCGGAAAAACGUUCUGCGCAAGCUUCUGCGCAUCCCUCAUCGCCUGCGUUUGUUUGUCUCGUUCUGUGAGAGUUCUGACUUAGACUGAAUGAAAUACAUGAGGUGCGAACGUUUAUUCCUUGUAAAGGCUUUUUUUUUGUUUUUGUUGUUGUUGUUUUUAUUUUGAAAAUUACUUUGGAUUCAGAACAACCAAUGUUAGAGUAAACAACAGAUCAUCCGUCAGUCUGAGGAGGAAUAAAACGUUUCGAACAUUUCCAAAGAGGUUUGUAUUUUUCUGAAUUUGUGAGUUGAUUUUGUGUCCAGUGCUUCGCCUUCUUUCGCCGGACUGAAUUAAAACCCGCUUGUAUUCUGUUAUUGGUAGUUACAGUUAGUUUUUUUACUUGCCCAGAUUUAUUUAUCUUUGCAGAACCAGCGUUAUCCUUGUCUUAUGUCAAAGAACCGUAAUGCUAACGUAAUGCUAUUUGGUUCAUAUUAAACACAUUUCACUAGAAUUGAACUAAAAUAGAAAAGGUCGAAAUUUUGGUUCAUUUGACCUUUAAUCUCUGAAAUACACAACUGGGAUUUAUAACGCAAAAAUCUGAGUUGUUUAAUCUCCAAAAUAAGUAACUCGCAUUUAUAGCGCAAAAAUCCGAGUUGUUGAUUUGUCAAUUAAACAACUCGAAUUUUUACCGAGAAAUCAGAGUUGUUUAGUCUCUAAAAUACACGAACUCGGACUUAUAAGUCGCAAAAAUCCUAGUUACUAAUUUUUCAAUUGAACAACACGGAUUUUUUUCCUACGGAAGCUUAUAGGUGCCAUCCGACAUCCAACAUCCGACAUCGGACAUCCGAGAUUCGACAUCCGAGAUCCGACAUUCGACAUCCGACAUCCGACAUCCGACAUCCGACAUCCGACAUCCGACAUCCGAGAUUCGACAUUCAACAUCCGAGAUCUGACAUCGGACAUCCAAGAUUCGACAUCCGACAUUUGAAAGGAUGGCCGUGAUGUGUAGUUCCUGGGAUCAAGGGACCUACGAAGUGAGGUUUGAAAGACCUGAAAAGGAUACAACUUCGCUGCACGUUUCCUAAUGAAGGAGCAUACCGGGGUAAUACGCAUUUGCAACAAUGCAAAAUGAUAAAAAUAUUAAACAAAACCAGUAUAGUUCGUAUUGUUUCCUUUCAAACCUCACUUCGUAGGUCCCUUGAUCCCAGGCACUACACAUCACGGCCAUCCUUUUAAAUGUCGGAUGUCGAAUCUCGGAUGUCGGAUGUCGCAUGUCGGAUGUCGAAUCUCGGAUGUCGGAUGUCGGAUGUCGGAUCUCGGAUGUCGGAUGUCGGAUGUCGGAUGUCGGAUGUCGGAUGUCGGAUGUCGGAUGUCGGAUGUCGGAUGUCGGAUCGAAUCUCGGAUGUUGGAUGUCGGAUGUCAGAUGUGGGAUGUCGGAUGUCGGAUGUCGGAUGUCGGAUGUCGGAUGUCGGAUGUCGGAUGUCGGAUGUCGGAUGUCGGAUGUCGAAUCUCGGACGUUGGAUGUCGGAUGUCAGAUCUGGGAUGUCGGAUGUCGGAUGUCGAAUCUCGGAUAUCAGAUGUCGGAUGUCAAAUCUGGGAUUUCGAAUCGCGGAUAUCAGAUGUCGGAUGUCAAAUCUGGGGUGUCGGAUCUCGAAUGUCGGAUGUCCGCUGUCGGAUGGCACCUAUAAGCUUCGCUUCCCGUAGAGUUGUGUAUUUUAGAGAUUAAACAACUCGUAUUUUUGCGGUAAAAAUCCGAGUUGUGUAUUUUAGAGAUUAAACAACUCGUAUUUUUGCGUUAUAAAUCCGAGUUGUUUAAUUGACAAAUAAAGAACUCAGAUUUUUGCGUUAUAAAUCCGAGUUGUGUAUUUUGGAGAUUAAGCAACUCGAUAAAAAUCCGACGUGUGUACUUUGAAAUUAGACGACUCGGAUUUCUAACGCAAAAAUCUGAGUUGUAGUAUUAAAUGAUUACACAAUACCAAUUUCGUAACAACAAAUGAGAUAAAAAUGUCAGUCAAAGAAAAAUUGUUGAUGUCCUGGAUGGGCCACCGUAGUUCACACAUACUCCAUACAAUAGGUGAGAUAAAUCGACAGGAAAUAAACGCAAGGUUCCAUGCACAGUUUCGGUUCGAUUUACACAGCUUUGCUCAAAACAUUCUCAGUUUCGAGAAUAGUUUAUUCUAAACCAUAAGAAUAGAUUUAAUUACAAGUUAAAUUUUUUCGCUAUUUCUAUUUCACUUCUCACAUUUAGUUCAUUUUAUCUGCCGGAAAUAGCCUGUUGAGGGAGGGGAGAUGUCUGUACGCAGGCUAGCCGGAAAGGAAGCCUUACAAAUUAAAACGACGUUUGAUCAAUUCACGCUCGUGCAUUCUAGUCUUAUUUUAAACUUUAUAGCGAAAGAACAUCUGUGAGCAGGAAAUAAGUCAGCACAGAAUUUGAUGGUCGGUGUAUUUCUAAAUUUCUAAUCGUCCAUCGUUCUGCUAGUGAUAACCUAGCCGUUGAAUCAUUCGCUCUUCUUGCUUGUCUUAUUCCGGUCAACUAAAGAAAGAGAAAGAGUUUCUGGCAAGGUUUCCAAUCAAAGAUUUGUGAACUCGUCUCUGGCAAACUCACUUAGUGUUAAAAUAUACGCUGUUAUAUGCACCUUAUAACUUCAUCUGCGCUUAACGAGUGUCUUUUGGUCCAUAACUUUCAUAACAGCUGCUCCACAGAAUGUCACUGAUAACACGUAACGCAAAAGAGUAUCGAAGUAUGACUGCACACAAUUAAUGUCACAAAAUCUACCUAUCGAAAAUCCUAUGAGAGACAGGCAAGCAAGAAAUUUAACAACAAAUGUUCCGAAAAUUCUAGAUCUCAAAUCGUCUUCCGAACAGAUAUUUUCCAAAAAUCGUCGUGGGAACGUUGUUUAGAAAACGAUCAAGUGGUUAUCAACUCUGGUUUUCCCACAGUAAAUUGUAGGAAAUAAUAGAAAUUCAGAUUGUUUAUCCAUAUAUUUAAUAUACGGUGCACGAUAUUUUCUCUCGAAACACAAUACUUUUCUCGCUGUUUGUUGCACUUUAUUAAGUAACAGUUAUUUAGCUAUAUAUUUAUAGAAAACAACAACACAAAGAAACGGAAAAAAAAAAGAAAGUAGGAAGAAAUUAUUACUCGAACCCGGCACCUUCGACUCGACGCGACUACACCUAACCACUACACUGCAGUGGUUGAUUACGUAAUCUGUAGUAAAAGUCUUUCAUUAUAUUCCUUUUCCACGAAACUUCCGCCGGCAAGAUGAUCGCCGGCCGCACUAACCGAGCUAUUAACAGUGAAAAAACAAUGUAAACGCAUCUUCCAUGGCAAUGAAUGAAUGAAAGAACAUAAUUAUGCUUUUCAAAACGCCGAUACACGUCCUCGUCUGCAAAGUAGGACACAAAACAUAUGUUUUGUUAUCUCGAUUUUCGCUGUUAUUUUGAAGCGAAUGUCAAAAUCACACAAAACUCUAAGUCUAAGCAGCGAACGAUGCACUCUCUCACCCACCGAACUUCCCCGUGUUUUUAUUUGAGUUGUUCGUGGCGCAAUGCACUCUGGUUAAAUGCAAUGCAUUGUGGUAAAAAGUGUGGUUAAAUGCAAUGCAUUGUGGUAAAAAGUGAUGAAUUUGAGAAUUCGUCGCCCCUUAUAUAUUUCCUUUAAAUCCUGAUUAUGUUGCUGCUCGCUCCCUUCGGUCGCUCCGCAGCAACAAACAUGAAACAUGAAUGGGCCGACGGCUGUAAGGCCAGGUCGCACAGCUCCGACCAGGUCCUCAUCACUCAUACUGCGCGCGCAGGACUUUUCAUUUUUAAUUUGCAUCGAUAUGUUUUCUAUUUUCAAUUUGCAGCGCAAUUGUUUCUUUGCAUGUACUAUAUUUAAUUUGCUUGCACUAUUUUUAGUUUGCAGCAACAUUUUUAAUUUGCAUGUGUGACCCUUCUGGGUCACCGUACUAAGCAAUGUCCUCUACUAACUAUGGUUUUACCAAGGUGUCUGCCUUGUUGAGGUGUGUAGAUGCAGUCGGUGGUGUUUUGUUUUAAGAUCAUGUUUAAAAUACAUAUACAGCCGACUCUCUUUAAAACGGACACCUCUAUAAGAAGGACACCUCUGUAAAACGGAUACCUCGAGUUGGUUCCUGCCUUUCUUUAAGACCUCAAAGAGACGGACACUUACUGAUGAUCCCCAGACGCAGUUAAUCGAUAAACCGAUAAUCGAUAUUAAUCAAUAGUAAUCGAUAUCAAUCAUCGAUAAAGAAAUAAGUUGUGACUUCGAUUAAUAUCGAUGAUUUUCCGAUAGAAAUCGAUGAUGAUUUUUUAUCGAUUGUUGUCGAUUUAGUUCAUCGAUUAUAAUCGAUAAAUUAUUUUUCUGUGAUUUCAAUUUCUAUCGAUUUCCGAUAUCAAUCGAUAUUAAUCGGCGGAUUAAAUCGAUUUGAUCGAUUAACUACUUCGGGUGAUCCCUAAGGUGUCCGUCCUAGAGCGAGUUGACUGCACGUCCAAAUUAUACAAAAGUUAAACUGUCCAUUUCACAUGAGAACAGAAAAAAAAACAUUUUUGAAAUAAACUUCUCUGGGAUUUUAAGUGCAUAGCUCAAAUGCAUAAGGACUGGAGUUUCAAAAAUCAUCAGGACAUAAGUGCAGAUCCACCAUUCGGUACUGAGGGGGGUACCCAAAGUAAGUGACUACUAAAAGUUUCGUAUUCCGGUAAUAAUGAAUGCAAUAAUCUUUUAACCAUAAUUCAAACAACUGAGUUCAAUCAAGAUCAAAUAAUGUAACAUGAAAUGUUUAGUUUAACCAUAGCUCUCCAUUGAAAACCACAGUAUUUUCAACUUACAUUUUUUUGGAGAAAUCAGUAACUGCCAAAACUAUUGACAUGGACGUUACGUAAGGUCCAUGAAAUUUAAAGGAAUUUUUUUCUCUCACAGCUGUUGUCUAAGCCCGAUACAAAAAAUAACAAAGGUGCUUUUUUAUAUGACUAAGUAACAUACAUCUGUGAUAACAAAACCAAUCAGUUCCGAAAGGACACAAAAAAAUUGGAUGUUAAAUUUCUCAUACUUCAUGGAUGUUACUUUUGGACGUUACAUCAUGACGACGCGACGGCGACAAGAGCGUCGCUUAAAAAGUGAAUUUGCGUUCUUUCAGUCUUAAUAGCGAUUAUUCCUAGCCACUUACUUUGUCAAAUGUAGGUGAACCCUCUUGAAGCUGAAUUUCAAGGGACCAUAUUCAAGCUCGGAAAGAGAAAUAAAAUUUCGUCGUUGCUUGUUUACAUCCUCUAUGAAACGCGAAAUUAGGCAUUUUCGCGUCCCAGUCGUGCAAAAACGGGAAAGAAAUACACAAAAAAGUGUGAUGCACUUGCGAAGUUGUUGUUUUGUCUAUUAAACCUAUUGCUUUUUUGACGUUCUCGUUGUCGGCCGCGUCGUUGGAUCUUAAAGUCCCCAAUAAAUGCAGGAAGCUCACUAAUAAUUGCCUGAAAAGCCUGGUUCUAAAUUAAUUUGUUAUUUAACAACAAUAAUGUAUAUUCAGCAUUGCUGAAUAUUAUUAUGGAGUUAAAGAGAGCACUUAGAAUCUUAUUGGAGACAAUAGCGAAUUAUUGUAAGGACAACAUUAUUAAUAAUUACAAUAGUCAACAAAAAUGCCAAGUGUAAGUUACUUCAUCUUUUAAAGUAAACAUAUCAAAUCGUCAGUAUAGCUCUGUGGAAACUUUUAAAUUGCUUACAGUCUCUAAAAUUGAGAAUAAUGUGGAACUGAAAUAUACUCUAUUUAAUAGACCAAGUAUCAAACGUAUCCAUUUUUCAUCGCAAUGGUUAGAAAGAGCUUGAAACCAGGCUUUUCUUUUAAAAACACCUUUUCUACAAGCAGCUUCUUUGAAAUUUUAAAUCAUGGAACAAAAAAAAAAUACAUGAAGACCAGCUUAAAGAUGAGUCACAAACAUUUACUUGGUGACUUAUGUUUUUUCGUCAAAAAGGUGAAAAUUUAAAGGAACGAUAAAGCCUAUUUCAAAACUAAUGGCCAGUAUUCUAUUGUUUGUGGGAAAGAAAGAAGGUACAAGGAAUUUACAUUUUUGACAUCACUGAUUUCUUUAUCUUUUUUACUCACUGUAACGUCCAUGAUCCAGAAUGUAACAUCCAUGACAGUGUUUUGUCAUCAAGUAUAGAGGGCACACAUCAGAAAGGAAACAUUUAUCACUUUGUUAUUGUGGUAUCACCAUUUAUUUACCUAAAAAACAAUAUCAUUUGUUUUUAGUUAUGCUUGUAGAAUUCACAGGAAUUUAAUGUUUAACAUUUGCACUUAAGAACGUGGUUUCUUUGGUUGUGACAUCCAUGACUGCUCAAUUUAUUUAAAUACAAAUUUUUGCAUAAUAGUAAAUUUGAUGAGUUUUUCACUUAACGUGCAACUAGCACCUAUCUGUCAUAAACAAAGUCAAAGGGAAUGGUUGGUUGUUAUUAUGUAUCUGUUCUAAUGAUUUUUCUCUAACCACACUCAUGCAAAUGUAACGAUCAUGAUCAUGGAAUGACCCAAUUUAUACAUAUCAAAUUUUUCCACGAAGUCAGCCAUGCGUCUCUACUCUAGUAGAUCAUAUAGUAAAUGACAAAACAAAUUGCCGGGUAGAUUUUAGCAUUACACAGGAUGAAGAGUUGACUUUGAUCGUAUUUGAUUCGCGCCAAAGGUGUGAAAAGGGCGGUCUUGUUUUGCACAUUUCGGCCAUCGUACCUUUGAUCUGCAAAAGUCUAGAUCUGAUGCGGGAUCAAUAAACUACAAAAGCGGUCUCCACCACCUUUAACAUAUCAAAGGAAUAGCAAAACAGUCUUUACCACCUAAAAGCCUGUGGUUGCCGGCUUUAUAUUUGGUUAAUUCCGCAGUAAACGAAGGCCUGAAGUAUUGGCGGAGAAUUUUCAAGCAACUUGUUUUGAUCAAUCUUUUUCUCCUGACAAACUUAGACCUUACGUUUAGCUUCAUACCAUAUUUUUAUGGACGAUUUCAGUGUUAAUUAUGGAACAAGCGCACUUGAUCAUGCACCAUGAAAAAUUGCGCUAUGUAAGGUUUAAAUUACAAUUGUAACGUUGUGGAAAUUUUUUGCAUGGCAUGACAAAAUAGACGAACAAUUCAACAGGAGAUCGAAACGGAUAUCCGAUGACCCCCACUUGUUUUUCUGUUUAUCUAUCCUGAUUGACUAUCCGACCACGCAGAACGCGGACUAAAUUUAGUCAUCUCGUCUGCUGGAGAAGAAUUGCCUAAUGAUGAGCUGCUGUUUUAAAACGCGAGCAGUGCAGUUAGAGGUCAUUCGUUAUCUUAUCGAGUUUGUAAGACGGACAGGACAAGCAGGAUGGCCGCCUUUUUGAAGUUGACUUUUUCGGUAAGUACAAGUUAACCCAAUAAGCCUCAUCAUCCGUAUGUAAAUUCUCUAAACUGAUCCCCAAGGAUUUCCUCAAAGAAUUAUUUGGGAGAAUUGGAUAAAAGAUCAAAGCAUCUUCUCUUUGAUCAAUGAUUAUUUUGUUAAUUAUUAUCACCCGUUCUUUUAAUUCUUCCAGACUCAUUUAAACACAGAAGAAGAAAAAUGCGAGUAAUGAGAAGGCCUUGUACCGCUUAUAACAUGCACGGAAUAGAUUACAGCCAUUUCGAGAGAGGUUGUCGGGAAAAAUGCACGCUACAAUCCUGAAAGGCAUUGCGGGUGGUUUUGAGUUCUCUGUUUUUCAAAGAAAUUUGAAAGAAUUGUCACGAAAGACCAUGGAAAUGUGUUUCCGAGUGCUAAAGGAAAGCAACAAAAGUAGGUUCGACAGCUACAGUCGUCAGGAACAGUUCAACAGUGUAUUGAUCAUAUCCCAUAUUACCUUUCGGGAUUGUCGCGUGCACAUUUUUUCCGACAACCUCUCUCGAAAUAGAUUAUAGACCGCAUUAGUUCUGUGUAAAAACCUAAUGGGAUUGCUGGUUUGCACGUGACGUCACGGCGGCCAUGUUGGUGGUCAAGAACAAAAGCAUUUCUUUCCUCUGGGAAAAAAAAAUUCUAUUGUACUGAAAACAUGGCCACCUUGUCACGUGGUUGCAAACCAAGAAUUCUGACGUUGUAGUAAUAUGUAGCCUAUAUCGUUUGUUUUAAAUGUUCACCGGGCCACUCUCGAAUACGGAACUGCAGUAAUUUCAGCCCAAGGCACAAUACUAGCAACGUCCUUUUUCUUUUUUAUAAGAGAAACUAUUUCCGAAAUGUUAAUGACCAAACAAACACUUAACGAACCGCACGAACUUCAUGCUUUUCAGCCUUACAGUCAAGGAAGGUCAAGUGUGCCCCCAAGAUUUUUUUAAUGAAUUGAUUGUUUGGAAAAUGAAUCCGUUUGUCGUUCCCGUACCUGGUGUCGAAUAUUUUACGCGAACUUCUGUGUAUUUGGUCAUAAAAUUUCUUCCAAAACAUUUACAUCAAUUUCAGGGAAACUGAGCUGGUAGAAAUUUCAUAACUACCUCGGGAAUUACGGCUCAUUACGCAUGCCGGAAUGCAAAGAUGAAUAUGAACAUAUAAUUACCAACGGAUUUAACCUUCGAAUAAUAAGUAUUGGGGGUAUGCUUGAACUGGUUUGACUGUAACGGUCAUCCGUUCUACUAAGAUGAAAACGAAAAUGGCGUCCUCGAUCUACCUCCUUUUUGCCUGUAUGGUGAGCCGUGGCCGCUGGCAACUUAGAUGUGUCGGGGGAAGUGUUUUAUUUAAUGAGUACGGUGAGAACAAAUGGAAAUUUUUAGGGAAUUAAUUGUGUGUUUAUGACAUUCUUCUUCAUUUUCCUGCAGGUUUUAAUUUUUUAUUCAUCUGUCCACUUUGUACACAGUCACCCGACACCAUCUGCCAAACAUGGCGGAAUGUCCUUCAAAUUUAGUCAUGUACAGCCGACGAAAAAGGCAACGGAAGAUCCUGUCAAUAGCACUAGGAAUCGUAAUCAUCACAAUCUAAAUUCCCUGCGUAAACUGGAACAAAAGGAGCAACAAAUCCCUAGCGACAGGAUCAAAAGAAACGCUACUGAGAGCAUGAAAGACGAGCUUGUAAGUUCGACAAGGAGAGCGAACGGUUCUGCCACCGAUGUCAGAGGAAGAAAUUACCUCAACAGAUCCUCAGUAAGAAGCAGAGUGAGUUGGCAAAGCUUUAGAGGAAGAAGACAGGUGACGCAUUCAUGUGUUAAGAGAACUGUGAAGACCUACCACGCUGCCCUGGAUGAAAUUGUGACUGAAUAUGAAUGCUGGAAAUCUUCGUUCUACUGUAAUCAAACGUCAAGUGGAUUGUAUCGUUGUGAGCCUGUUAUGACGUUUCAUGCGGGUCUUGACAAGACCCUGACUGUUGGAUGCAGGUGUAAGCCGUGAUUCGAGUUUAUAGUUGUAAGAACACUCAGUUAUGUAAUAACUAGGUACCGUAAAAGAUCGAUUAAGCGCCGCGGCACCUAUUUUAUUUUCCCUGUUAUAGGUGCGGUGCUAAUACGAGAGCGGCGCUUAUUUCAACUACGGGUAAAACACUGAGGGAAUUAUAGAGAGAAUUAAGUGAGGCGCGUACUACGUAUGCACAAUUAAAAAAAAAAUAUGUAGACAUCGAACAUAUAUUAUAUGAACCCAGUUUCAAGAGACUUUCCAACUUAUUACAUAGUUAGUGAUGAAAUACCAGGAUUUUUCCUUUUACUAAAAAAUCAUAUCUUCAUCGCGCGCAGUGAAGAUACUAUUUUUAUCUUUCACGUGUGAGGAUAUUAGUGUCGCCAUGGUUACUAACAUGAUUUGAUUUUGAUUUUGAAACAGAAAAUAUAAGUAUUGUCUUUAUUUCUCCUUUAUAACUUUAUAUCCGAGUUUCAUAACAUUUUUGUGACAGGCAUUUUGCGAUAGGUCACCACUUUAAUUGCACUAUUUUGCUGUUUCGAAAAUGAAUUUUUAAAAAAGUUAUUUUUUAUGUAGGAAUUUCAUCAGUGUCUAUAAUAUAAGCAGAGCAUUACAUGGCCGCUUGGGGAUACGAAUUUUAUCUUCUCGUGCUGAAAGUAUCUGUCACUCGUUCGCUUCGCUCACUCGUGAGAGAUACUUUCAGCACGAGAAGAUAAAAAUCGUAUCACCGCGCGGCCAGGUAAUAUGCUCUAUAUAUCAAGCGCGGUUACAAAGUUAGGGCGUUAAUUUGUAAAUACCCAGAUUAGCGCUGCAGCACAUAUUCGAGAGCGGCGCUUAUGAAAUUAUUUUCGGUACAGGUGCGACUCUUAUUCGAGAAGCGGCGCUUUAUCGAUCCUCUACUGUAUAGUACAGGAUUAUCUGCAAAUGUAAAUGUCGGCCUAGCCUCUCCACAGACGUUUUUCAUUUUAAAACCGCUACCCCCACCAACACUUCAAACCUUGCGCUUGCGGUAAAUAAAUCCCCCGUGUUUUUUUUUCUACGCGCACUCAACGAUCUCGAAAAAGAAAAUAGACUCUCUGUGAGCUGGCUUAUACGAGCCUCAAUCGUUUCAUGUAACAACACUUUAGAAAGAUGCGGUCACAGUCACUUUUUUUGGCACUUCAAUUGCAAAUGUACGCCACAGGCCUGUAAGGCUGCGUGCAAACGGACGCAACAUUGUUGACCAACAUUGUUGGAUGUUACAUGUUGCGUGUUGUUUUCGCAAAGUUUGAAACCGGUCAAACUUUUAGCCCCGUGCAAACGGACGCAACAUUGUUGGCUUACAACUCUCUACAACUCCCAACAUUGUUGGGAGUUGUUGCGCCCGUUUGCACGUAGCCUAAUACUUAUCAUUCAAGUAAUUUUUUCAAUAAAAAGGGAUAUAAUUUAAUCGAUUUUUUGCUUGAGUAAGUACGGUUUUCGUUUUGCGGACAAUGGUGACCUGGCUUCUCAGGUCCGUUCUCGAAACACCUACGAUGAAAUAAACCGUGCUCACGGCUUUACAAAGCUCUCGCUGUCGCUGCUUCGCUCCGAACUUUUAGAAAUCUGAGGAAUUAGGCAAGAAAAUAAAAGACCUCUGGUACCUAGGGUAGGACAAUGGAAGCCGUCAGCAGCUUUAUGGUUGUAAGUUUAAAGGCGGACAUGUAAUGUUUCCACUUUAACUUUUUAAGGUUCCCUAGUUUUGAUUCGGGAAUUAAUCACCAGUUCAAUUCCCCUAACUAUGGAUGUAGAGUUAGUUUGAAUUAAUACAUGGUGCAACUGAGACUCUUCAAGAAAAGUAGAUGUUUUUAUUGGAAUGUUUACUUAAAAAAUCUCGAAAUUUAGAACCAACUUGAAUGUAAAUUGCUCAACAUCUUGCGGUUAUUGCUCAGACUCAAAAGUUUAAACCAAUUCAGAGAGCGUCGAUAGACAUAGCCAUAGGCUUAGCGUAAAUGAAAGUAAUAAUGGUUAGUUUCCGUCCAGUUUUAUAUUUUCUUGAUGGCCUGUUUCUAGCCUCCCACGCAGGCGUUUUUAGGGGAGCUCGUUUUUCAUCCCUGGGGAGGGAUGAAAAACGAGCUUCCCUAACAACGCCUGCGUGGGAGGCUAGCCCGUUUCAGGCUCCAAGAUGGUAAUGUGCCGUUCGCGCGGGUCUUAUUUUCCCUUGUUUGUCAGUAUUUUCGCCUACUAUCUGAGAGCCUGGCAAAGGCUAGUGCGACUGCUAAUUUGCUAGCAACCAAAGUUUUAAAUAAGAUAACGUAUAGGCCCUCCCUUACAGAAGGCAAUUUGAGGGAAAAUUUGCAACCAAAGUCGUCUUUUGAUUUCCUUCUUUCCAGUUAAUUCAAAUAGUUUCAUUUUUGCAAUGCAAAUGUUAUGCAGAAAUGCACAACAAUAAAACCCAUCGACCGCGCGAUUAAUUCUAACUUAAGACAUAAUACAUAAUCUCUAUGAAAGACCUACCAGUUUCGAUGUAAUCUUCCGGAUCGCAGUCGAUUGCCUCGAUGUUUUUAGGACGAUCAAGACUAUCCGACCUAUUUUAUGCAAACUAAAGUCUAUGUAGACCUCGAUUCUAAUGUAUCCAGUCGAUUGCGUUCGCCGCAAUUAUACGGAUUGUCCCGCAUUCAUAGUUGUUGUUGUUGUUGUUUUAUCUUCACGCUUUGCACCGCAAGAACUCUAGUAGUAAGCUCAAAUUUCGAAUAAUUCCUGUGAAACUUAUGGCGCUUUUCAUUUACCAACAGACUCCGAUACCAGUUUCAGGCGUUCGGGGCCAUUUUUCGGCAUCAAAGAGGAACUGAUUUGUGCAAAUGAUAAACGCGAUUCCCGGAAGAAAUUUGUCAGCCCUGAAUUUUGCUUUCCAUUUGCUCAAACCGUGAACCGACUAGUUUUUUCAAUGGAAAGCGCCCUAAAAAAACUUUUUCCUGUACCUUCUAGACCGCUUUCAUUCCCCUUAUCGGUGUGAUUGUCGAGAUUGGCGGCCGCUGUUUUAUGGUGAGCAAAUGGUACUCUCUUGUUUCGCUUACCAUAAGAAAAAACGGCUAGUAGCGCUCUCCAACGCGCUGAUAGACCUCGAAAUAGAGGACUGCACAGUUUGUGUACCAUCUUAAUUCUUUCUGUUUACCUUUUCAGGUACUUUGACAGAGGCCUACACGGCUGGAUGACAAGGUUUGGCUUGACUUAUGUUUAAAUCCUUGUGGUCAGCGUCACGGGUCAAGGUCCUAGCCAAAAGACUAGUAGUUCUGAGUUCUGGGGACGAGAAUGAAUUUAACUCUGUAGUGGCUCAGCGGAUGCUUAGGGGGAGGGGGUGGGGGUCUCGUCAAAAGUUCACGAACGACAAUUUUGCGUUUCACGAGUCAACAAACAAAUAGUGUAUUUGAUCUCGGCCACCUGUAUGGGUGAUCUCUGCGUGGCUUUAAAUUCCCUAGGAAAGCCAGCUGUAGGUGGGUCUGAAAGCACUGAAGUUACAUUAAACUGAAAGACUCAAAAGUGAAGUUAAAUCAAGCUGCCAGAUGGCUCUUUUGGCCAAAUUAAUGAUUUAAUUUCCUCAGUUCAUCUUCAAUGUUCGUGUAUAGCCUGCGUAGAAAGCGUUUCCUCGCGAGGUUCGUCUAGAAAGUUGGAACGAGAGCAAAAAGAAAAUGAAUGACGGGGGAGGGGGAGGGGAACGAAGGAACGCUUCCGCUCUAACUUUAGCGCAAUAACUCGAUUGGAAACGCAUGCUACGCAGGCUAGUUCGUGUACAGUAUAGAGAAUUUUGGCAGUUCACGUUUCACGGAGUGCACCUCAAUCACGAUUCACAGAGCAGUUUCUCAGUACAUCACGAUUCACGGACACCAAAAAUGGUCGAUGACGGCUUCACGAAAAUAAACUUGCCUUCCUCUGCUCUGUGUAGUUUAAAGCAAAAUCGCUAAGGGUUGCCACACUCAGGGUAGGAAAAAGACCGUUUUUUGUUUUAGAAAUCUCAGGUCAAACUCAGUUUCUCCUUAUACAAAGGUUGUCAAAAGUCAGAAUUUUAUUUUCGGAUUGCCACAAGAUUUCGUAAGAUAAUAAAAAACAUUUUCAUCCGAAAAUAAUCUUAUUUGACCAGUCUAUUUUCAUAAUCCAAAUCCUGCCAAAAAGCUAGAUUUCGAUGAAAAAUCGUUCAUAGGUCAACAAGAAAUCAGCCUCUUUUUGGCUUCAGAUCAGACUGCAAACUAGUCCGUCUUUUUGCUUUGGUCCAGAACGCACGUGUGAGACUUAAACACCGGUGCUUUGCGCCUUGAGAAACUGAUUUUGAGAAAAAAAAACGACUGUUUUGCAGUCUAAGAUAGUAGUGCCUCAAUUAUCAUCCACGGUCGAUUCACGAUAGCCUGUUCCAGGCGUCCAGAUAGCAGAUUGCCGGGCAAAGUCAGGAGAUCGAGAAAAAAAUAAGAGGGAAGAGAGGGAGAGAGGAAGGAAGUUCCUUCGCUUUCACUUCCUGCCCCACUUCCUCGUAGUUUUGCCUGCUUACAUCUCUUUUCGCCGUCCGCGCAAUCUGAUCACCUGGAACAGGCUAGGGUUGGGCUGUGUUCCAACUCUUACCGUACAAUGAAAUACAGUCCAAUUGAUUGACCAAUCCCAGCUCGCGUACUAACCUAGAAAUAAAAUAUCUUUUUAUUGGUUUUAGGUAUAUCUACAUUCCAAUGGGAGGGUCCCGUAAGGGCGUCAUUCGUCAGCUCACGGGCUCGUUUCUAUCGUUUGCAUUUAUAUGGCAGUGGCAUGGAGGUCACCUGUACGCGCUUUGGUGGUUCAUUCCUAAUUGGCUUGGUGUAGUGGUAGAAAGCGGAGCAGGAAAGGUGUUGGCGCAUCCGUCUGUAAGGCGUAUGGAGGUUGGUGUUAAGGACCGGUCUUUAUUUAUUGUCCGGGGGGCGGGGCGGGGUAUUUUGGGGGGAUCACUCGACGUUUAGGAGAACAAAAGGGGGGAUCAGUCGUAACUGAGAACCCGAAAGGGGGGAUCACUGGAAACUUUGGAAGGAUUCAGAGUGGGGACCACUCAAAUUUGCUUAGAAAAUGAAGACAUGGGGUGGGGUCGCAAAAGUCAUCAAAUAUUAGUCGGGGGGGUCACUUCAUUGAAGUAACAUUUAAAGGGUAGAACGGCUAAAUUUCACCUUUCACCUUGUUUAGCCUCAAAUCCUCCUCCUCCUCCUCCUCCCCCCCCCCCCCACCCCAGGAGAUAAAUAAUGAAAAUAAUGACCAGUCUCUUAUAUCUUGAAAUACCAAAUUUACAGUUCUUCAACUACUGAAAAACAACAAGUACCGGUAGGAAUCACUGCAAAACAGUCAUAGUGAAAUCUUUGACAGGACAAUGAGCAUCACAGCGUUAAAGGGGCUUUGUCACCGCAUUACAUUGCAGUUUGAGGUCCAUUUGUGCUGAAAUCACUGCUUAGUGCCCUCACCCAAAAUACCGCUGUAGAGUUAGGUAUGAAGUAGAUAUGAAACAAACUUCAUCAGGGAGCACUAACCAUAAUGAUUUUCUGGUGGUUUAAUCUUGAAAAACAAAGCCGGGCCAUUAUUUUUGGAAGUCAGUUGAUGCAAAAGAAAGUUUUAGCUUUUUGAAACGAUAGCAAAUAGCGUGACCAAGCCUCUUUUAAAAUUAUCUCCCGAAGUCUCAUAAGUAAUGAAUUGUUUGUUUGUGUGUUUGUUUAGGAGAAGCUUUCUCCAGCUGCCUCUCGCCGUAUUCGCGCCAUAUUUGGUAUAGUUUCACUCACGUGCUUAAUCCUAAGUAACUUGGUGUUCCUAUGUGGAAGUGAUCCUGUAUGGUUCUACGUUAAGAGAAUCUUCGUUUUUGGUAAGUUUGCAGGGGCACCCAACGGGAAAUUUUGAGAAAAAGACCUAAAAAUAACAAAAAAGCGUGAAUAAAGUUUUCUGAGACUAUUUUAAGCAUUUUGGGAGAUUGCUGGAAAAAAAAUUAUCUGUUCCUCACUCCCAGCAAGACUAAUGGAAGAGUUCCCAGCCAGCAACCUUACAACCUGCAACCUGACUUAUGGGAAGUUUCAUAGGGCACAAUUCAGAUCUCGAGUGGUAAGUAACCCAUACAAGUAACCCGUAGCAGCUAUUCUAGACUUCAAAUCCCCUCUGACACCCUGAAUUAUCUUCUUCCCAGCAUCACUUUCCUUCCAAAGACUACUAUUUCUUCCACAUCUCCCAGCCAGCAAAAAUGUGCCUGAAGAACAGAUAUUUUGAGGAACAGAUCCAUUGGGUGCCCCUGAGUUUGAGAUACAUUACAGUCAAGCCAGGUCAGGCGUACCCCACAAGAUGCCAUGACUUUUAGGCCGGACGUUUUGAGGUCAUAAAGUUCCCCUUAGUGUUUGCCUUUUCGCUGUUUCAAAACAAUGUGAUUUUUCAUAGUCACUUUAGUAAAGUGCAAAGCACCAUAUCGCAUGUUAUGCGAAACUUUUCACAGUGCAUAUUAAAUCGUUUCUCGAUCUUAGUUACUGUCUGUGAUUCUAUUCUGCAGGUUGGCCGUCGUCAGCUCUUUUACUUCUUUUCUCUAUGUACAUGAUUGUCCAGACAAACAUGGAGCUCAACAGACACAUUUCUCAGUGGUGA
Messenger RNA from Porites lobata, 27885 nucleotides. Lineage: Eukaryota; Metazoa; Cnidaria; Anthozoa; Scleractinia; Poritidae. The record is from the annotation of a GenBank genome assembly.